Messenger RNA from Stylophora pistillata, 1197 nucleotides. RefSeq names its product putative G protein-coupled receptor 19. Gene Ontology annotation, biological process: G protein-coupled receptor signaling pathway. NCBI's taxonomy places the organism in Eukaryota, Metazoa, Cnidaria, Anthozoa, Scleractinia, Pocilloporidae. The record is from RefSeq and is a predicted model, not a curated record. Gene Ontology annotation, cellular component: membrane. Gene Ontology annotation, molecular function: G protein-coupled receptor activity.
CGCAGCAACAAAAGAAUUAUCAACUGCAGGCUAAGGUCACACGAAACAGAGGGAACAUUUGCACUACUGGUGGCAAGGGAAAAGCGAGAAGUUGCGAUUAAAAAUGAACUCUACCAAUGAAAAUUCCACGUCGAGUCCUUUGACAAGCGGAUACCCAUUGGUUGUAAGAAGUUCUGAAGAAGUGAUCUUUGAAAUUAUCGUCGGUUGUGUUCUGUGUCUGCUUGGCGUAACAGGGAACGGUUUCGUUUGUUAUGUCAUACAUCAGAGUCGCUACACAAAAUCUUCGAUGUAUUUCUUCAUGGCACAGCUUGCUAUUGCAGACAUCCUGGUCUCAUCGAUUUCAAUACCUCUGACUUUGGUCUCCACGUGUCCGAGACCACUACUUCUGCUUCAAAGCGAUAUUCCCUGCAAAAUGGUCCGUUUCCUACAGUACCUUCUUCCACCUGCAUCUGUUAACAUCCUAACUGCCACAGCAGUCGAUAGAUUCCUUUUGAUCUGUUACCCGCUUAAGUUUUUAUACCGAACGAAAGUCAAAUUCCUCGCAAUAUUCUGCUGGGCGUCUGCAAUAUUCAUAGCAAUGCCAGUGCUGUAUUUGAUAAAUUCUCGUCCCAUUACACUUAAUAAUGAAGUUUACAAGUUCUGUGGCAUAAAGGAAACUUCCUCAUUUCCCAAACUUGGUUCAACUUAUUUAACAAUAAGAGGAAUUUUGGCAUUUCUUUUUCCUCUUUUGGCAAUCGUGCUUCUCUAUUACAACAUUUUAAAAACAGUAUGGAAGAGAAACACCAUCAAGAGCCGAAAGCGACGAAAUGUGAUCAAGAGCUUGGGUUUGGUUGUUUGUGCGUUCUUUGUAAGCUGGGCUCCAUUUUCAGUCGUAUCAAAAUAUUCUAUCCUCGUAGAAAAGCGAUACGAUACUAUUUCCAGAGCAGAAUUAAUUACAUUUUGGGUCGGUCUGUCAGCAUCUGUGUAUAACCCUGUUAUCUACGCAUUUUAUAACAAAAAUUUUCGAGACGCUUCUCGCGAGGUUAUUCUUCGUAGAAGAGAGCGGAGAAAAACUUCUGUCACAUUUAACCCGAAUGUGAAAGUUAACAUAGAAGUUUUGGAAGGCACCAUUCCUGACUUGGAAUCUGGCGCACCUAUAUUGCUUAAACACGCAAAGCUUGCUUAAAAACUCCAAACAAUGCGUAAUCGCGGAAAUCA